Messenger RNA from Cuculus canorus (common cuckoo), 12630 nucleotides. It is a transcript of the gene MPLKIP, whose product is annotated as M-phase specific PLK1 interacting protein. The transcript is spliced from 2 exons. Lineage: Eukaryota; Metazoa; Chordata; Aves; Cuculiformes; Cuculidae. The record is from RefSeq and is a predicted model, not a curated record. Gene Ontology annotation, cellular component: centrosome; nucleus; midbody. The coding region runs from base 82 to 624 and encodes 180 amino acids.
GCCACCCGGAAGCGCCGCGGCGGGGGCGGUUGCUGCGCAGGCCUCGUUGCGGGCCGCCAUCGCCUGUGAGGGCCCGCAGCCAUGUACAGGCCGGGCCCGCGCCCUUCCACGCCUCCGUACGCGGGCGGCGGGUUCCGCAGCCCAUCUUCCGGCGGGGGCCCCGUGCCGGCCUCUCCGCGGGGCUUCGGCAGCCCCCGCCUCACGCCGCCCUUCGCGCACCGGCCGGGCCCCUAUGGCGGCGGCGGCCCGUCGCCCCGCGGGCGGCUUGGCAGCGCCUCGCCGGGGGGGCAGACCCCGCGCCGCCCGCACGGUGCCAGCCCGCGGUACCCGCCUCCCUACGGCGGUGGCUCCCCGGCCGGGGCGGCCCCCAACCCGCUGCAGCACAAGCACUCGCCCGGGGGCUUCCAGAGGCGCUACCAGGGAUCACCCAGGACAUCUACUCCAUUUGGUACAGCGCAUGGCAGAGAGAAAAGAGUGUCUAAUGAUGUGGAAAACUAUUACAGACCUUCAAUGCUUGAGGACCCAUGGGCUGGCCUAGAGCCAGUUUCUGUUACAGACAUAAACCAACAAUACAGCAGUGAGCAAACAACAUAUACUGGUAAAAAAGGGAGGUAUUUCAGCUAAUACUUUUAAAGGCCAAAUAACUCCAUCUUGUCAGGAAAACUUUGGGACAGAAUCUUUACAGUUACACAAGUUGAACAGUAAUCAAGACGUUAGAUAAUGCUUUUAUUUGAUCCCGUGUCCAUUCUUUUAUCCUACUUUUUUUUAUUGCAUUGGAUAUUUUUAUGUAUGGGGGGAAAAGGAGUGGUAGGAAAACUUACAUUUCUGGCUACAAGGAAGUGCCUACCAGCUUUGAAGAACAAAGUGUUCUUUAAUCACCAGCGACUGAUUUCUGACUGUUAAAACAGGUUUCCAUAUAUUUACCUCUUCCAUGCCAGAUUGUUAGCUUUUUAUUGUAAACUCCUUUAGGAAAUGGUAUUUUUUUAUGUUUCAGCAUUUUUAGAGUGAAGUAACUUGGAAAUAAAAUAAAAGUUUUGUAAAUCCUUGUUUUGUAAUGUGUAAAGAUUAUUUUAGGACUUCUGUUAAGGUGUACACAUUAACACCAAUCAUACUAGUGAAAUUAGGUAACUUCUGUAAAUGUAUUUGUAUGCUGUAGUUAACUUCCGAUUUUGUGCACAGUAUUUUUUGUUAAUUGUAGUGUAAAAUGAAAUUGAAACACAACUUUUGGCCAUCUCAGGAAACAAAUGUAUUGUCUUCGGAAGGUUUGAUUUGUUGAACCAGCUCUUGAAUCGUAAACAUAAUUCUGUAAUAAUUUAUUUCUGUAUUUUUAAAAAAAUCUUAUUUGGAAAAAAAUUGGAUAUCUCUGGAUUAUAGUAACAGGUCUGUUUGGUGGCAAUUUAAGUCUAAGGAGCGUAUAAAACAUCAAGAUCAAAUAAAGGUAAAUGUACUUGAUGGAUCCAUCCGUUAGAAUAGCAUCAAAUGACUGCUGGUUUGUUAUACAGUUCAUAAUAGUACAUGCAUUGCAUCUUUGGGGUUUUUUUUAAUCUAUAGAAGAUUUUUCAAGUGUCUUAAAAAUAUGUUUUUUAUUUUUACCUUUGGCAGGCAUAUUUGCCCAGAGAAGUCUUGUUUUGUGUGCGUGCAUGCCAUAUUUUUAUACUGAAGAGGAAAACAAUGAGGAUUUUUAGAGCUUGUUUAUGCCUGGAUUAUUAAUUUUUAAAUCCAGUAGCAAAUACUGUAAUCUAGAAUAAUUUCAGCUGCAGGCAUGCUGUUAACGUGCCAUGUUAAGCCUGCAGUGGAUAUCUCAAUUUUUGUUGAACCUACUGUUAUUUGUUUUUUGGUCUUGGCUUUUAAAUAGUAGGUAGAGAAUGAAAACUUAGUUAAAAAUAAAUAAAUAAAAGCAUUAGUUCAGAUUUCAAAACAUAUGUUUUGUUUUAAAGCUUUGUACAUACUUCACAGGAAACAUAUUUUUGUAGUCCUGAAGCAUGGUUAGGUAGAAAAGCACAGGAAAUCACAUUAGGCUGCUGUUAGUAACUUGUCUUUUACUGAGGUAGAAUAGUCCUAUGUACUUGUUUAUCUGUUUUAGCCUAAAAUGUCUUGGUUUAAUACCACCCUCAGGAACAACUUUAAACUGGAAGGGCGGUUAACGUCUUGAAAUGUGCUAGCUGACAGUCUUGCACUUUUAUGACCAUAAUCUAAAGUUUGUCACUUGUCUUUCCACAGUUCAUCUAAUCAUUUUACUAUUACAUCCAGGAAUGCUACUCAGAGAAACGAGAACAUAAUGCCUGCUUGAUAUCGUUAAAUCCAUAUUGAAUGGUUAAAUCUUCAUCCCAGAAUCAAACCCACGCCUUAGGCAGCUGUCAGUAUUGUCGUCUGUUAACAUGUACCAGCAAAACUGACAUGACUUGACAAGUUGUAGAUAGAAUUUAUAAAUCAAUUAAUCGAUGUAAUUGCGAAAAGAGAUAAGGUUUUCUUUUCUUUUUAAACCAUGUCAGGUGCUGUAAAGCUGACAAAGAAAGUUACAGGGUGCUUAAACCAGUCAUCUUUUUUGUUACUAUUUCCUUUGUAAUGCAAUGCAGUUUACUUUGCGCAAUGUUGGGUGAUUUGGGGGAAACGGGUAUGAUGCUAUUGAAGAGACUAAAGUUUUGAUGUGUUCCCAGUUAGACAUGAGAAGAAACUGGGUUUGGAAAAGAGAAAGGAAAGGAUUCAUGACAGAAGAGACUCUUAGAGGUGGGACUGCUUAUAUUGUAGCUGACAUCAGCUCCCCUUGCACAUUGCAAAGAUGCAUUUUUCCACUUUGGCUUUGCGGUUGACCCAGGGAUCAAAGCCAUCUCCUCUGGUAAUAACUGUUAACUCGUGGAACCAGGUGUCAGACAUCAACGAAGGUAAAUGUUCCAGAAAGAGAAUUAAGGAAAUAAUCUUGAAGCAUUGUUUAAUCAAUACAGGCCUUCCACAUUGCCAUCUGUUAAGCUGCUGCUCCAGCGCACUUCAAGAUAUGACCCAACAGUUAUAAGUACAUCAUACUGCUAAAGCCUCCAAUACUUUGGUCAAGAAUCAACAAGGAAUUAAAAUGUAGAUGUAAUAAACGUGCUAUCCUCAUCAUGCUGCACCGAAAACUUAAGUGAUUCACCUUUCUGGCUUUUUUGCAAUUAUAUCAAAAUUUCAAAAUGUUGUUGUUGAGUAGCUGUAAAACGCAUGAACACAUGUUCAGAACUAUAAAUAUAAUCUACUUAAAGCAAAUUUAAGCUUUGGCUCUUCUGCUAUGAUAUCCAGGAAGCUUAACCACUUCCUUCUCUGAUUUUUCUCCUUCCCAUAUGGUGAACAUUCUUUUUCCCUCACGUGUUUUUAAUGGGGCUAGGAUGUCAUUUCCUCAUUUGUUAAUGAAGCCACUUCACAGUAACAGUAUGGCUCUAGAAAUAGCGUUUGAUGAUUAAAAAGUACAGCACAAGUACAUCAUUUCUUUAUGAGCCAAUGAAACAAUAGUGCCUGUGUCUUGUUAACGAAGGGAUUCUUCUGUAAUGAACACGCUAAGAAUACGAGCAUUGUUCAGCAGACUUCUUAAACUUUAAGGUAAGUCAUUUAACUACCCUUUUCAGAAGUUUGUAUUGAUUUUUUUUGUUACAUUUUGUUUGUGUUGUGUUUGUGUGUCAAGUCUAUCUGACUUUCCCUUCAGUUGUUGUAAAGGAGUUGUGUAAUUCAUGACUAACUGUCUUCUAGCGAAAAUUCAGUUUCGUUUGUUGCUGUUUGCUGCUGUGUUUAACAACAAACUGCAUUACUGCUACACUGUGCUAGUAUUGCAGUAAGAUAUCUUAAAUCCUCGGGGUACAGUUCUCUUUAACAUGGCAACACACUGGGCAGGGAGUUACCCCACACUGUAUACUGUGUAAUACUUCAAAGAUAGUUCAGGUUUGGGGUUUCACUGCACCGUUAUGAUGCAGACUAUUCAUUCUUCUCUGGCACUUUGGAGACACUAUUUUACAUUGAAAUUGUGAAACAAUUUAGAAUGUUAAAAUUUCAAUUAAAAUAGGAUUUUAAAAAUUCAUGUCAAGCUUAGCAAUAAGGUAUUGAGAUGUAGUGUUUUUCUAAUGUCAAAAUUGGAAACACUUUGCAGGAGAAAUGCUUCUGGUCAACAGAAUGGGUAACUACUUUUACAGUCGCGUAUGUUUUCUUUUCCUGUUUAAGGGUGUCUUUAUAUGCUCUUCACUUUAUUAAAUGUGUUAAUUAGAUAGCUGAGUGGGAGCAUUUGAAAUAUGCAUUACAUAGGAAGUCUACAAGUAGCUGUUCAGUUCCCCUGUAAAGAAAAGUAUUUAUAGUCUGGGUUUCAAGGUGUGCUUGUGUGUAAUCUCAUUGAUGUCAGAAGAUUUACUCAUAAAACCAAGAAUCAUGAGUAUUUUAAUGUUACAGUUUGAAAAUUGUAUCAUCGCUUUGUCUGCCAGUGCUUUUUACCAACUCUGCAAUAAACUGCUCUGUUUAGCAAUUGCUCUGGAUUCAAAUUCAUAUGUGUGCUUUGAUGCAUGAGCCAAGACCGUUUCACAGUGAAUUGAAGUUGGUUUUACAACAUUUUCUUGAAUUCUCAAGAGUAACAGUUUUGUUCUCCUUUCCCCAAGUCUUGGCAUCUUCCUUAUACUAGAACAUCUUGUACUAGAACAGAAAAGAGAGGAUUGCCUAUCCUGGUUGGUGAAGAAUGAUGUAAUGAUUUUCAUGUCUGGGGCUUUUAGAAGCUUGUGUACUGAUUUUUAUGGGUAAUUGCAUGAACUUUUAUAUCAUUUGAGAUGGCUCAGACGACUGCAUACACCAGAAGAAAGGAAAAGUUGUGUUAAUGCAUAACAUACUAUAGUUGCAGUGUUCUCCAGUUAGUUCAGUUAAUAUUUUUUCUACAGUAACUUUCCAUCUGAGUGUCUCACUAAGGACAAUUUGAAUCAGUUUCAUUUUCUGAUAUUUUCACUAUACUGUGUGCUUUGCUGACUCAGAGUACAAGACCAUUUUCUCAAGCUGGACUUCUGGAUUUUAACAAAACUACUAGCUGCUGUGUGUUAGACCUCAAUUCUAGGCCUUCCCUUGAAGCAUUUUAGAUCUGACUAAAAGAGGUUUAUCUCAUCUUCAUUACUUCCUGAUGACACUAAGAAACCUUUUCCUAGACCAGUAGUCACAGUUGGUGCUGCAACAGAGUCGUCAAACUAUCCUUCCUCUGCAAGAGGUUACCCAUGAUUUCCUGUCAUUCCAGUCCAGUAGAGCCCAGGAGGUGUUUUGAGCCAAAUAGACAUCCAUUUCAUUUCACCAGCUGUAUGUGGGUUGCAGCAUUUUAAAUCAUAUGAGUAGUUUGCUUAGGGCACAUCCUGGAUUUUAAAUUUUACCAGUAUUAUAAAUUCUAUUUUGUAAUCUAACUCCCAAAACUCCAGCAUGUUCUCUUCUGCAGCAGAAUCAUAGGUGAAUUCUACUGCCCUUUGUUCACUGAUCUGUGGCUGUUGCACAUUAAUUUUCUGAACUAUGAUUUAAACAUUUGUGUAUAACAAAAUAUAGUUCUUGUGUCUAAAAAUGGUCAUACCAAUACAGUUCCAGAGUGCAAUUUUUGAUACUACUGCUAUUAAAAUAAGAGAUUCUCUGUCCCCCUUUAACAAGGCAAAAAUAAAGCAAAAACUUAAGCAGUUGAGAUCCUGAGCUAGAAAAUGCAGUCUGCUCAGUAUGAGAUGGAUUGUAUGAGUAGGGAUAUCAUUACAACUCAGCACCUCUAUUAACCUGUUUCCAGAUUGCAGGUAGAAUAGGUUUUUAACAGUGAGCUGAAAAAAUAUCAUCCCACUCCCUAAUAAGACAGAAAAAGGUAUUUCUCAAAAAAUAACUUGUACAGAGAAGAAAAACUCUUGUGCGGGCUCAAAAUUCUUACACAGCCUCACAAGCCACGAGACUCGUCUUGUUCGUGCUUUUCUUCUGGAAGUGCUGACUUCUUACUGAUGACUUCAAGGCUUCUCGUGACAUGAACUUCAUUCAAAGUCAUCAAAUCACCAUUUAAUCUGUUCUCUGAUGAGUGAGAAGUCUGUUUUACAUAGAAUAUUGGACAUAACUCAGUUUCACAAAACUGUAGGGGAUUUAAGAAGAUUUUGUCAUUAGAUUAGCGUGUAUUUAUUUGUUAAAUUUUUAGAGUAAAGUAUUCCUGCAUUUUGGUUUCAAAUGUCAGUGGUUUUUGGCAGUAAAAAUGUUAUGCAUUGAAGUUCUCCCAGGGGAGUAACUCUCCAAUAUUAAAAUUCAUUCCCAGGUUUGGGAUUCUGAGUACUCAUUUUUUUCCAGGUAACAGUGACAGGAUUGAGGAGGAUGUAUUAAAUUUAUUUUUUGUGCACCUCCCAAAAAGAAAAGUUUAAUUAUUUAAAUAUUGUUAAUUGAAGUAGUGAUGGUGGUUGCAUACUAUUGUACAAAAGAGUCUGAGACUCCUUCCUUUCGGACUUGAAAGAGGAUACAUUUUCCAGAACCAGCCAACACACUUCACCCCAGCAUGCUGGGUCAGAGCUUUUACAGUUGAGAUGCUGGGAUGGAAAUCAUGGUCUACACAGUGCCAGAUGGGCUAUGGGAAAAGGGACAUCAUUGCAAUUUGUUGUAACCUGAAUUAGCCCAUUUCCAGAUUGCAGCUAGAAUGGGAUUUUAUCAAGGACAAAACAACCAAGACUCCUUACCUCUCACAUACAUGCAAACACACCUCAAGGAAUUUUUCUGAGUUUCCAAUGAGCUGCUCUGUUAUUGGGGUUAAAGAUAAGAGAAUUUAAAUUGUUCUUUCAUGUGUUCAAUAGUGACAGCAUCUUAGGAGCCAAAGAAGUUGACAUCACAUCCAGCUGAAAGUUUUAAAAGACUUCUUUUUAAAAUGGGCUGCACCAAAACUGUAUGAACUAUUCUGUUUUUAUGGGCAGUGGUAGUGCUGCUCGAUGCAGUAUUAAACUAACACUUAAACCUUCUGGUAUCCACAUGUAUUUUGCCACAAUCUGAUUGCUAUGUAGUCAAGAUAGUUAAAAGCUGUUAGUGUUGAGUCAACAAGUAUUUGCUGUGGGUUUAAAUCUUUGUAGUUUGCAUGAGAAAAUUCCUAGGGGUUCAAACUGCUGAACAUGAUGUCGGUGCAACUAUUAGUAUAAAUACUAAUAAGUGGAAGAACAAAACCUCUGAUGCUGAUGCAAGUCAUUCCCUUUUCAAGCAUCACACAAGCUAAUGCUGAAAUAGGGAAGAAUAAUCAAGCUAAUUGACAACUUCUGUGGGUGACUACACAGCAUAAACCACAAAACUUACAAAGCGAACGUAAGCUUUAAAAAACACGGAUUUCCAACUGGGGAGUAUUAUCAACAGUAAUUGGAUUGUAAGCAAUAGUUGCACAGAACUUUUAAAGUGAAACCACUUUUUCCUGAGGCUUAAUGAAGAUUUUUAGGUUAGUGUAAAAUAAGACUUUGAGCUGUAUUCCCGUUACAGAUGUCUGGAAGAUACGUGUUACUAUUUCUACAGUUGAGUUUGUAGAAGAGAAUAAGUAUCUACUCCACUUGUCUGUGAAGACUAACAUUUUUGCAUAAGUCUCAUUUCAUCAGUAUUUUUUUAAGCUAAGAUAAAACACUGCAUUUGAAAGUCUCGGGGACCAUCAAGAUUAAAGAAUUGAUACCUGCAAGUGGUCCAAGUGUACAACUGGGUUGGUAACUGUAAGAAGGCACCAAGGGUCCAUCUGUCCAUUCCUUGCCAUUCCACUUUCCUAAAGCUAUUUCCCUUGUUUAAAUUGCCUCCUGGUUGCUAUGGCAAUUAAAUUGCACCAAGGAAGAUUAUUUGGUUGUUCAUUUCCAGAUGUUAAGAAAGCAGUAUGUGCACAAUGGGCAAGAGGUUGAGGAACUGCUAUACCUGCUCUCAAAUGAAUGAAUUGCCAAAUUGUGUCCCUGUUGAAACUGAAGACGGCUCUCACUACCAGCAGUGUUUCUGUACUUAGAGUAGCUUCUAGAAUAAAGUUCUAAAUAUGUAGAAAGCUUGCGCAACGAACCUUUCUAUCUUUCUUUUCAGGGUAUCUGUUGCAUCUGGUUGCAUUUUUAUGACACUAAUUUCCUCUCAGAAUAAUUGGUGGAUGUUUUAUACAUUGACUCUCCUGUUGCCUACCAUCCUCACUGCUGUGAGGACAGGAAGGAAUAGUUUCUGUCUCUCAAACAACUGGUAAUACCCUGGUUUAGUUUCUCUCUCCUAUUAAAUCUCCCCAGUAAGCGAGUGACAAAACUCUCUUUUCAUUAACCAAAUCUCUGACACUUUUCUUCUUACAGUUUCAGAAUAAUUGAUUCUAAUACAUCAAUAAACACAUCCACAAGGCUUUGUGUACUCUGUAUCUCCAGCAAACAGUUUAAAGAGACCUACCAAAAGUGGGUAGAAGGGUUUUUUUUUUAUACUCUAUCAAAAGAAGAUUAUUUAGGUAGUCUUAUCAUAAUUUCCUGAAAAUGUCAAGAAAAAUGGUAUUUCAGUAGAAGUUACAACUCUCCAUCUCCUGUGUUUCUGUUCAGUGCAAACAACUCCUUUUUAUCAGAUUUAGGAAUCAGGGAUCGUCUGUGAUUAUUUUGCCUCCAUGUUUCUCCAGACAAGCCAGCAUGAAAGAUCUGAGCAAAUAGGAGAAAAAUAAUGCACAGUUCUAGAAACAGCUUUAAUCCCUAUAUUCCUCUAAACAGGAGGUCACCUUACGAAUAUGAACGUUGCUUUUAACAUAAACCAAUGCAUUAAUUACAUUAGUUAGGCAUCACAUCACCCUUUAGAGAGGCUAACAGUAUUGUUCCAUCAUUUUACAAGUGUGAGAACUAAAGAAUAGCAAGAGAAAGUGUCUUGGUUAAGCCUUAGUACAACUAAAAGACAGAAGACAACCCAGUGUUUCGCAUCUCCCCCACGCCAUUCCUUAAAGCUGAUUAAUCAAUAAAGAUUUCAGAGCAAGUUUCAAAUUCAUCACCUUCCUGGGAGGAGGGAUGCCAGCAGAAAGGCAGCUGUGCUUUCCCACACAUACCAGCAAUAAAUGGUAGCUGUUUAAUUUUGUGAGCAUCUCUAUCUGUGCCACAGCUAUUUAUUAAAUGGUCCAGAUUCUGAUAGAUCUGCCAAAUCACUUGUGUAUUCCUGAGCAUUUUUCAGUUUUGCAGUAAAUAAUACAAACAGACUGAGGAGCAUUGCUUUUAACAAAAGAAAUCUACUUUUUACAUUGUUAGCAUGCAAGGACUUGGAACAAUUGAGAAUCUCCAUGAUUUCUUCAGUAAUCCACACAUCUGUGAGGUUCACAGCUCUUGAGGAGAGCUGCAUUUCAAGUCUUCCCUGGCCAAAAUAAAAGUAUGCCAAAUUAUACUUUUUUUUUUUUUUUUUUAAUUGAAGGUAGUUUUGUCCAAAAAAAAAAAGUGCAAAAUUGUAUUCAAAAGCAAAUUCCAUCACUGGAGAAUUAAAUGGAAAUCCCUGCUGAAGUUAACAGGGGUUUGGAUUCCAUCCUUUUUCUGACCUAAAAUCUGCAGUGACAGCAGAAACAAUUUCAAACUAAGGUAACAGUUCUCAUGCACAACACUAUAGCAAUGGAGGUCACAGGCUCCUAAGGAACAGAGAGGGAUGCUUGUACUACUGAGUUUCACUGCAUAUGGAAGUGGUUUAUGCUGUAAUUGAAAGUGUAGCUCCUUCCAGUGGAAGAUUCUCAAGCAAUUAUCACAGACUAAACCAGUUUUCAGCUCCACUAGCCAGGAAUUUAACGAGGCACGUUUUUUUAUGACCAGUAUCUUCAUAGUGGAAAGAUGCCUGAUCUGGCAAAGCACCUGCUCACUCGUCUCCUGGAGACAAAUGUGGUUCAGCUUUUCAGCUUAAUGAAUGAGGAAGCUACACACGACAGUGUUCUAAAGUAUCUAGUAAUAAAUAUUCUGUGCUUCAAACCAGAAAAAGAAUCCAUAAAUUCACUUCCAGAGUUGAGGUUUCUGUUUUUCAGUUUUUGGUUGUUUUUUGUUGGUUUUUUUUUGACAGAGCUUUAAGUGGCGUAAUCUCUUUCUAGAGCAUAAAACUGUCGUCAUAAUAAUGAUGAGUGGCUUAAUGGAUCUUAGUUUUAUAAAGCUACAGAAAAAUCAGACCUAAAAACGUUAAUGCGUCACUAGUCGUGUUUAAGCUGCGGAAGCACUGAAUUUAAUGUUCCAACAAUAACCAAUAUAUUGUAUCACGUUGAUGGUGUUUCACAGAGGUUUAAAACAAGCACUACAAACCUGUUUUGUUGCUUUUUCUGACUAACUAAAGAACAUUUAAUGUCAACUUCAGCAGCUUUUUCAUUCCCUCUGAGGAACAGUAGGAGCUGCCAGCUUCUCCAGUAGAGUUUAGAGCACCCACUAUACAAAUGAACUACCAGGAAGAGAUCUAAUCCAAUUUGUUGGGUCUGUUUAUGUGGUUUUGAAUUUCAUAUAGCUAUGGCAUGGUUACCUCUCCUGUCCUGAGAAAUGCUCUGGUGGAGUUACACAACUUGUCAAAGCAUCGUACAACCAAUUGCUACGCUAUUGGAAGAGGUUCAGCCAGUGUCCUAUUAAACAGUCUCUGUGCAGCAAAGCAUAUGCUUCUAUGGGUUUUGUGUUGAUUUUGUCUUGUCAAAUUGAUGUCUCAAUGUUGUGUGUUGCCUUGGUCAGUUAUCCCCUUUUCCUACAGAAGUUGUUUUGAGUCACAAUGGCACUUUUAACAACUAAAAAUGGAGUCCUUCCAACUGAAUGGCAGUGAAACAUCUGCAGUUGAUGUUCUAUCUGUUCCACAUGUGUAAUCCUGACCUUUUCCUGUUAUCUGCAGCCUCUCCUGUUGUCUGGAAAGUUUUAGAAGUUUUUACUUAGGCAUUAUAACUGAUCCCUCUCAUUCUCAUUACAUUUUUCUUCCCAAUUCUACAGAGGCAGUUGAUGGUCUUACCCCAUAUUUAAGCUACCAGCGUUCUUGUUUCAUUACAGAAUGCAAUGACUCUAUAUAAUUCUGUUGGAUACUGGUUACUCCUCCUCUGCUCUUGGUACCACAAAUAUAUCAUACAUGUGAAAUAUUUGAACCGAAAUAUAUUUUAACCAAGACAGGAGGAUGUCUCACAUUGUGACUGUAUCUCAAGUCAUCGUCUGGUUUUAGAAUUUGAGAGGAUUGUUUAGGUAGUCAUGCCAGUUUCACCAAGAGAUUUUGGUGAAAACUAUGUUGUCUUUAAAAUGUUGACAUUUUCUCAAACAUUUUUUCAUUCAUCUCUUCAAAGAGAAUAACAGAUGCUUUUAAACAAAUGUUGCUUCAAAAAAGUAAUUGAAAAGAAUUAUUCAUUUUAUGAACUACCUGUUACAAGGUAAGCCUCCUUUUAUUUUUUCCAUAUAAAUUUAAUGCAUACAAAUCCAUAUUUAAAUGAAUUAUGUGUAAUUAUGACUUCAUAUAAAUUGCCUACCUGUGUACCCAUACUCCAAGGCUACUAAAGUAGUAGGACAUAUAGUUAAAACUAAUUUCCUGUCACAGACUUCAUAUUAGCGUAUCCUUCAUGCAUUUCACAUUCAUCUUUUCUGCAAAGUCAAGAGCACUUUGUUUUCAUCACACUAACGAUCCACAUUCUAAAUAAACCCAGAGAGCACUGGAUUUCAAAUGCAGAGUAAUGCUUUGAUUUACUGCUUCCCAUAAUGAAGGGCAUAACAAAAUACAUUUAGAAUAGAAAAGCUCCGUUGCACUGAAACAAAUUGAGAAAUGAGAGAUGAAAAAGAAGAUCCAAGAGGCUGCGAGGUAGCAACAAAUGACAGGAAAGCGUGCAGAAGGUUUCCCUGGAUGUCAAUAAAGAAUUUACUUUCUUACAGUUAAGACUUAAGUGUAGUACUUAAAGAGAAAAAAAAAACAAACCGAAACACAAAAAAACCCAACCCCAAAAUGGAGCCUCCCAGGAGAUCAGUUGAAAACAGCAGCCGUCUCCGUUUUGUCUGAUGCUCGAAGCUGAAAUCGAGUUGAAUUUCUGAUAGAACAGGUCUGCAAAACUCUGUGGGAUUUGGGGUUUUUUUGUCAUUGUUCCCAAGAGGUAAUAUUGUUAUUGCAAGCACAGUUUGCAAAUAAAAAUUACUAGUGCCUGCAUGUCUUCUUUCACUGUCUUGCAUAAUUGUAUGUGCUUGCUUGGAAGUCUCAGAGCGGGAUCUGCAAUCUGUAAUGAGAUGCAAUCUGGGGAGAAAAAUGUACAGAGCUUCUAAUAAAGCCUGCCUGGUUUACAGUAAUACUUUCCUGAUGUGGAAUCACCUGACCAUCUCCAGAUAGGUUUUUAACUCUUAUUUACUACCCAACUUCUCAUAUACAUCAUUAACAGAUUUCUGUUCAUUUCCUAUAUUAUCUGUAUUUCUUGGUCUAUUUUUACCCCUGCCAUGAACAAUUUUCACCAAAAAAAGGAAAAUAAAUGGUCACAAUUAAUCUUUGUUCUGCAAUAACUGGGUAGCAGGCAGGAAGGUGCCUGUGCAAUCAGAUAGAAUCAUAGAAUCACAAGGUUGGAAAAGACCUCUUAGCUCAUCCUUGUAUUAAGGGCAAGGACUCCAGCCCAGAGAUGACAUGGGUUUCCAAGAGUAUUUGUAGGUGCAGGAAGGAUACAGGGCAGCACAGGGGUGACUUGGUCUGCUGGUUUUGUGCACCGCACACAUCAUCCUUCAUUUCCCAAGAUAAAGAUGUGUUUUCAUU